This is a messenger RNA of Prunus avium (sweet cherry), 3661 nucleotides long. Lineage: Eukaryota; Viridiplantae; Streptophyta; Magnoliopsida; Rosales; Rosaceae. The record is from RefSeq and is a predicted model, not a curated record.
CACACCUAAAGAGACAAAAAUAUAAAAAAAGAAAGUUCCUCACACCUUUAACUUAAUCAUGUCCACAUUUAAGGUGGUAGGAAACUGCUUCGUCAAGCCUCAUCAAUCUAACCAGAGCGCCACUGCCAUACCCAAUUCUUUGAGCUUCUCUUCAGUUUUAUCUGCCUCCUAUGACCACUCAACCAGACUCUUCUUCUCCUUCUUCUUCUUCUCCAUAUGAUGUCUUUCUGAGUUUUAGAGGCGCGGAUACACGCACCACUUUUAUAGAUCAUUUGCGCAAUGCUCUGGUUGGUAAAGGGAUCCACACCUUCAUUGAUGAUGAUGAGCUUCCAAGAGGAGAAGAAAUAAAGCCAGUCCUUGUCAAAGCAAUUGAAGACUCAAGAAUUUCUGUCAUUGUAUUCUCUGAAAACUAUGCAUCUUCGAGGUGGUGUUUGGAUGAACUUGUUGAGAUCCUUCGAUGUAAACAAUCAAAGCAACAAAUAGUUUUGCCCAUUUUUUACAAGGUGGAUCCAUCUCAUGUGCGAAACCAAACAAGUAAAUUUGGUGAUGCAUUUGAUGGCCUUAUUGAAAGCAAAUUCAAGGAUGACAAGGAGAAAGUGCUUAUUCAAAGCAAAUGGAGGAAAGCUCUUACGGAAGCAGCAAAUUUGUCUGGAUCGCAUUUCAACGAGGGAGAGUAUGAAGCUACAUUUAUCAACAACAUUAUUGAUGAAAUCUUCAGCAAAGUACUGAGCCGCACAUCUUUGAAUGUGGCCACACACCCAGUUGGAAUUAAAUCUCGUGUACAAGAUGUGGAAAGGCUUUUAGAUGUUGGUGGGAAUGGUCGUUGCAUGGUUGGGAUAUGGGGGACAUCUGGAAUAGGCAAGACAACAAUUGCAAACGCUAUAUGGAAUGCAAUUGCAGAUAAGUUUGAAGGAAGUUGUUUCUUGGAAAAUGUUAGAGAAAAGUCAAUAACACAUGGAGGCUUAAUCCAGCUACAGAAGACCCUUCUUCAUAAGUAUCUAGGCAAAAAGUUGAAAAUUCAUAGUGUUGCUGAAGGAAUUGGUGUUAUAAAAGAACGGUUGAGACAUAAAAAAAUUCUCUUAAUUCUUGAUGAUGUGAAUGAAUUGGAGCAAUUAGACAAUUUGGCUGGAGUUGGUUGGUUUGGUGAGGGAAGUAGAGUCAUUACAACUACACAAGAUAGGGGAUUGCUAGAACGUCAUGGAAUUGUUUUGAUAUACAAGGUCCAAAUGUUAUAUGACGACAAAGCUCUUGAGCUUUUCAGUUUGAAUGCCUUCGGAAAAAGUAAACCUCCAAAUGAUUAUUUGGAACUCGCACAACGAGCAAUAGCCUAUGCUCAAGGCCUUCCACUAGCUAUAACACUUUUAGGUUCCCAUCUUCGUAAUAAAGGAAUACAUCGUUGGCGAUAUAUAUUAGAUAGUUAUGAAGGACAACCUUACACGGGUAUUCAAAAAAUACUUCAAAAAAGUUAUGAUGCAUUAGAUAAUUCAGUGCAACAUGUUUUUCUAGACAUUGCAUGUUUCUUCAAGGGUGAAACGAAGGACUAUGUGCUACAAAUAGUAAGCAAUUCUAAGAACAAGGUCUCCCGAGAUUGUAUUGAAGUACUGAUUGAGAAGGCAAUGAUAACUAUUGACUAUGGUAGGAUUCGGAUGCAUGACUUACUAGAAAAACUGGGCAAGGAUAUAGUUCAUGAAGAAUGCCCCAAUAAUCCUGGUGAGCGUAGUAGAUUGUGGUCACUUGAGGAUGUUUACCAUGUUCUAACGGUGGAAAAUAGUGGAACAACAAAAAUUAAGGGCAUCAUGCUGAAGUUUUCCAAACCAGAUGAGAUACGCUUGCAUUCAAAAUGCUUUGUUGGGAUGAGAAAUCUUGAAAUUUUCAUAAAUCGUAAUGUAUUUCUCUCUGGUGACGUUGAAUAUCUGCCCAACGAGUUGAGGUUGAUUGAUUGGGGGGGUUAUAGAUGUCAGUUACAAUCUUUGCCAUCCGAGUUUCAUCAAGUACAUCUUGCUGACUUCAAUAUGCCUGGCGGUAGUAUCAAACGAUUGGGGAAAUUGAAGAAUAUGCUAAAGCUAACAUCUAUGGAUUUAAGUGGUUGUCAAUUCUUAGAAAAAAUUCCUGACUUAUCCGGAAUCCCAAACAUAAAGUACUUGAAUCUAAGUCGGUGUACAAGUUUGGUUGAGGUUGAUGAUUCUGUUGGAUGCCUUGAUAAACUUGUUCAAUUGAAUCUUGAAGGAUGUGUUAGGCUUACGAGGUUUGCAACAAGACUUAAAUUGAAAUCCUUAGAAACACUUGAUCUACGUGAUUGCAAAAGGCUUGAAAGUUUCCCAAAAAUAGAAGUCGAGAUGGAAUCACUACGGAUAUUGCGUAUGGACAGAAGUGGCAUAAGAGAAUUGCCUCCAUCAAUUGAAUAUCUUACUGGGCUUCGGCAAUUGGAUCUUAGUGGAUGCUUCAAUCUUACAAGGUUUGCAACAAGACUUAGAUUGAAAUCCUUAGAAACACUUAAUCUACGUGAUUGCAAAAGGCUUGAAAGUUUCCCAAAAAUAGAAGUCGAGAUGGAAUCACUAUGGAUAUUGCGUAUGGACGGAAGUGGCAUAAGAGAGUUGCCUCCAUCAAUUGAAUAUCUUACUGGGCUUCGGCAAUUGGAUCUUAGUGGAUGCUUCAAUCUUACAAGGUUCUCCACACUUAGAUUGAAAUCUCUUGAAAAACUUGACCUUAGUUAUUGCAAAAUGCUUGAGAGUUUCCCAGAAAUAGAAGUCGAGAUGGAAUCACUAUGGACAUUGAAUAUGGAAGAAAGUGGCAUAAGAGAAUUACCUCCAUCAAUUGCAUAUUUUACUGGGCUUCGAGUAUUGGAUCUUCGUCGAUGCUUCAAUCUUACAAGGUUUGCAACAAGACUUAGAUUGAAAUCCUUAGAAACACUUUAUCUAAGUGAUUGCAAAAGGCUUGAGAGUUUCCCAGAAAUAGAAGUCGAGAUGGAAUCACUACGGAUAUUGCGUAUGGACGGAAGUGGCAUAGGAGAAUUGCCUCCAUCAAUUGAAUAUCUUACUGGGCUUCGACAAUUGGAUCUUAGUGGAUGCUUCAAUCUUACAAGGUUCUCCACACUUAGAUUGAAAUCUCUUGAAAAACUUGACCUUAGUUAUUGCAAAAUGCUUGAGAGUUUCCCAGAAAUAGAAGUCGAGAUGGAAUCACUACGGAUAUUGUUUUUCUGGAUCAGGUAUCUUCUCCGCAUUCUCAAUUUCAAAUUACUCUUCCAGGCGAUGAAGUACCAAAGUGGUUCAGCUAUUGUAAAGAUGUAACACUAGUUGAACGUUCCUUUGGAUGCAAUGGUCGAUGUGAAGUUAGUUUUGAAAUUCCUCCAAAUUUAGAUUGGGAGACGUUAAGAUUGGUUCUAUGCGUUGUUAAUAAAGGAAACGCAUAUGUUCAUCUCGGCGGGGCAAAGACACGUGUUCAUAUCAAUAGAAAAAUGGUCCAAUCGAUAUUUGUGGAGGCAACGGAAACUCAUGUGGCUCUCAACUGUAUUCCAUUAUUGAAUCGGAGCGAGUUAGGUGUGGGGGAAGAACUGACGCAGUUGCAGCAGGGUAAUAUGUGUCAAAUUAUAUUUGAGUUCUAUAGAAUGCCCACACCCGUUAAAAUCCUCUGCGGGGUCCACCUAUUAGGCCACCAGGUUGCU